AUGUACGACAUCAUUCUUUUCGGGGCGACAGGAUUUACCGGGAAACUCUGUGCACAUUUCAUCGCGCAGAACUACCCAUUGACCACCAAAUGGUGCAUUGCAGGUAGAUCACUGGGUCGUCUGGAGGCCUUGGCGGAGGAAUUGAAGCAACUCUUCCCAGAUCGAAUGUCUCCAGAUAUCGAAGUCACGGAGCUCCAACCAUCAAGCCUUAAGCCUCUAGUGGAACAAACACGGGUUGUAAUCAAUGGGAUCGGACCAUUCCAUCGAUUCUCGACCCCAAUCGUGGCAGCAUGUGCCACGCUUGGUACGCACUAUGUUGACUUUACCACCGAAGUUCCCUGGAUUCGAGAAGUCAUUGAGAAUUAUGCCGAGAUUGCUCGGCAGAGCGGUUCACUGCUUCUCCCCGGCCUGUCAACAUCGACCCCUUCAGAUAUCAUCGCCUGGCUGAUUGUAAACAAAAUGCAAGAGGUAUACUCUACCAACACAGCUGAGAUAGUGAGUUCUGGAAAGCUUGAUAUCAAGGCAAUGAGCACUGGCUCUCUGAACACGGUACUUAACACGUUUGAGACAUAUGGUUCUGGCUGGUACCUAUAUGGCGACUCGUCUAUCCUCUCUGCACCAUUUCGGAAAGAGACAAAGGCGCCCUGGAUCGCGCGUGCCUUCGGUUAUCGAUACACGCAAGAGCUGGGCUCUCUGGCAACGUCCUUCACAGGCUCAGGGAGUCAAGCCGUUAUUUACCGCAGCGCCUCCCAGAGUCCUGAUCUUUAUGGACCUGACUUUCACUUCGAGGAGUAUCUCCCAGCGAAUGGAGUAUUGAGCGCUAUUUUUGUGCAUAUCUUCACCAAAGUGCUGCUUGUACUUUUAUCCAUUUCAUUUGUGCGUGGCCUCGUGCGAAUGCUCGGGACACGUAUGGAUUCUGCUCCGGAUUUGAGCCUGCUAAGACAUACGGAGAGGGCGGAGUAUCGUGCUGUUGGGAACGGUAAUGGAGGCACUGCACCUCGGAUCAUGGCAUCAUUUGUUCGCGAGGGGGCGCUGUACGAGCUCACUGCACUUGUCACCUGCAUCGGGGCAAAGGUAUUGCUUGAUCAAAGGAUUGGUGCCGAUAGGGCGGGAAAUAGUACUCGUGGACAUGGCGGAGUGGUCACACCGUCAUUUUUGGGUAUGGAAUACGUUGAUCGGCUGAAAGAUUCAGGUAUCAAGAUUGAAGUUGAGUUGUUGUAA
Molecule: messenger RNA, 1221 nt
Organism: Penicillium coprophilum
Lineage: Eukaryota; Fungi; Ascomycota; Eurotiomycetes; Eurotiales; Aspergillaceae
Product: Saccharopine dehydrogenase / Homospermidine synthase
Exons: 5
Coding region: 1-1221 (406 amino acids)
Biological process (GO): glycolipid biosynthetic process
Cellular component (GO): lipid droplet; mitochondrion; plasma membrane
Source: RefSeq, a predicted model, not a curated record